Molecule: messenger RNA, 4432 nt
Organism: Eriocheir sinensis (Chinese mitten crab)
Lineage: Eukaryota; Metazoa; Arthropoda; Malacostraca; Decapoda; Varunidae
Product: xenotropic and polytropic retrovirus receptor 1-like
Exons: 15
Coding region: 326-2371 (681 amino acids)
Biological process (GO): cellular response to phosphate starvation; phosphate ion transport
Cellular component (GO): cytoplasm; Golgi apparatus; plasma membrane
Molecular function (GO): inositol hexakisphosphate binding
Source: RefSeq, a predicted model, not a curated record
ACUUACAAACACCAUACAAACAAACUAACAAGAACAAAAAUUAAACUGACCCCGAAGAGAAACAGAAAAAUUAAGCCCCCGUACUCUGCCCGGCCUGAUCAGCUGUGUUUGUUUACAAGAAUCAGCUGACGGGGUGACGGGGUGACGGAGGGGAGUUAAACACGCUAUUUACUAUGUUUCCCUCGCCCCCUCCCUCCUCGCAGCCUCUCACCCCCUCCCCAGUCACACCCCGGCCACACCACACCAAUAUAUAAGAGUGUUCCCCGGCUGACGCAGUGCCAGUCACCCUCGCCGGUGCUGGCCACUCCACACACACACAGUCAAGAUGAAGUUUGCCGAGCACUUGGCGGCGCACAUCACGCCGGAAUGGAGGAAACAGUACAUCAGCUACGAGGAGAUGAAGGCGAUGCUCUACGCGGCGGUGGAGCAGGCGCCGUCCUCCGAGGUGACGGAGGAGGAGGUCAUCACAAGGUACUACGCCAGGUUUGACGAGCAGUUCUUCCGCGUCUGUGACAAGGAGCUGGCCAAGAUCAACACCUUCUUCUCAGAGAAGAUGGCCGAGGCAACCAGAAAGUACACAACCCUCAAGUCUGACCUGCAGGCGUCCAAGGACCAGCAUGGCGAUGGCCUGCGCAACCGGAAGGGCUUCACGUUCCUGCCCAAGCUGAACGUCCCGGCCCGGAAGAUGCAGGACCUCAAGCUGGCCUUCUCCGAGUUCUACCUCAGCCUCAUCCUCCUCCAGAACUACCAGAACCUCAACUUUACCGGCUUCAGGAAGAUCCUCAAAAAGCACGACAAGUUGAUGACCACCAGUAAUGGAGCGAAGUGGCGUGAGGACAACGUCGACUGUUCCACCUUCAACACCAACAAAGAUAUUGACAAACUGAUUCAGGAGGUUGAGGGCACCUUCACGUCGGAGCUGGAGCAGGGAGACAGGCAGCGGGCCAUGAAGAGGCUGCGUGUGCCGCCGCUGGGGGAGGCACAAAGCCCCUGGACUACUUUCAAAGUCGGCCUCUUCUCCGGGGCCUUCAUCGUGCUGGUCAUGUCCGUCAUUCUCUCAGGCAUCUUCCACUCGGAGCAUCACAAUGUGGAGGUGGUGCUGAGGCUCUUCCGCGGCCCCCUCCUCAUCAUCCUCUUCCUCUUCCUCAUCGGCAUCAACAUCUACGGCUGGAGGUCAUCUGGGGUCAACCAUGUCCUCAUUUUCGAGAUCGACCCAAGGAAUCAUCUCACAGAACAGCACUUGAUAGAGAUUGCGGCCAUUUUUGGUGUGAUCUGGGCCCUCAGUGUCCUUGGGUUCCUGUAUGCCAAGGCGCUCUCCAUCCCCUCCUACGCCGUGCCGCUGGCCCUCCUCUGCUUCAUGCUCCUCUUCCUCCUCAACCCCACCAGAACCUUCCACCACGAGGCUCGAUUCUGGCUCCUCAAAAAGCUGGGACGCGUGGCUUGUGCUCCCUUCGUGUUCGUGCAGUUCGCUGAUUUCUGGCUGGGCGACCAACUGAAUACCCUGGUACAGGUGUUGAAGGACUUUGAGUACUCGCUGUGCUUCUACAUCCAAGGCCUUGACUGGACUAGCCCAGAGCCAGAGAAAGUUGACGGCAUGGUGUGCACCGACAAGACAGUGGUGGUGCGGAGCAUUGUGGCGUGUCUCCCGGCGUGGUGGAGGUUCGCCCAGUGUCUCCGGCGUUACAGAGACACCAAGGAGAUGUUCCCCCACUUGGUCAAUGCCUUCAAGUAUGCCACAACCUUCUUUGUGGUGACCUUCAGCUGCCUCACACACAGCUACAAGGACCAGUACCCGGACAGCAUCAACAACCCCUUCUUCUACAUGCUGAUAGUGUCGAUGGUGUUCAACUCCUGCUUUGUCUUCUGGUGGGACAUGGUGAUGGAUUGGGGCAUGUUUGAGAAGAACAGCGGAGAGUACAAGUUCCUAAGGGAGGAGCUGGUGUAUUCCUCCCCGUACUACUAUUACUUUGGCAUCGUUGAGGACUUCAUUCUUCGGUUCAUCUGGACGUGCUCCUUCACCCUCACCGAGCUCAAGGUGACGCACGGAGAGAUCAUCAUCUCCAUCGUCGCCCCGCUGGAGGUGUUCAGACGCUUCAUCUGGAACUUCUUCCGUCUGGAGAACGAGCACAUCAACAACUGUGGUAAAUUCAGAGCGGUGAGGGACAUCUCCAUCAUCCCAAUGGACGCCUCUGACCAGGCACAGAUUGUCAAGAUGAUGGAUGAGGUUGAAGGCGUGGUCAACCGCAAGAAGAAGAAGGCUGGUGGGAAGCAACAUGGUGGCGGCGGCGGAGGCGGCGGCAACACUCUUCCCUACCCACUGAAGGAGGAAGACGUGGCAGGGACAGAGGCACAGGCACAGCACGCCAGAUAGACACACGAGGAGCACAAGUGACCCUAUGCAAGCCCCUUCCUGCCCUCCUCGCUGGGUUGGGAGGCGCCGGAAAAAGGAAAUCAGAGAGAGAGGAGGAAUGGGAUGGAGCUCUUCUGGUUAGCAUAGUAAUGUCAUGAAUAGCAUCACCCUGCCAUUAUCCCUGAAGAUAAAGGUGUACAAUCGGUGUUUCCUGCCUGUCUUUACAUAGGGAUAAGAAACGACGCCUCAAAGAAGAUUUUAAAACCCAAGAAGCGCACAAAAAACGGAUUACAGAAAAAAAGGAAUACAGAAAUAUGUUGAAUAUAACAUAUAAUAUUGAAGAUAAUAUAUUAAGAGGCGCAUUAUGAACAGACAAAGGAUAAGAAAUGGACUACGAAAAAUAAUGGAAAAGGGAAACAAAUACGGAAACGGGAAAUAUAGAGAAGGAAACAAAGAUGGAAAUGAGAGAACCUAAGGAGAAAAUGAGACAAAAUAAAGUAUGGGAGGAAGAGAAUGACAACAACAAAUAAAGAAUAUACAACUGGUAACAGACGGACAACCAAAGUAGCACAGUGGCAACCCUAGAAUUUAAAGUCAGAGCAGAGAACGAGAUGGAGAGAUAGUCAUAGCAUUUACCGGAGCAUGAUGGAGUACAGUACACGAACAUCAGACACAGAGAUGGAGGAUGUUGGGUAAUACCUCUGCCUAACAGUGGACAAGAAGUAAUGGCUGUAGAUGAUGAUGAUGAUGGUGGUGGCGCCUAUCCGUCUGGGUGCCUGACUGACGCCGCUUUAGCGCCACACAAGACCUUCCCUCACAUCACUCCUUCCCACCUUUCUUUCCUCCCACUUUCCUUUCUUUCUUCCUUCUUAUCGUGGGGAAAUCCAAGGUAGCCCAAGAUCGACCUCCACCCCCCAAUAAAAAGCAGAUCCUCACAAAUGAAUGAGGUAACGAAUAUGCAAUGACUGAUUGAUUGAUAGUUUAUUGUUGCAGGUAAACAACAAGGGAGAAGGGAGGAACAUGCCAUCCCAACCCCCAGGCAGGGCAGAAUGUGAUUAUACAACUAGUAAUACAUGUGUAGGUAGCACCAUGAAACUAAAAAGAUACAAUGGUAGGAAGGAAUGCACAACUGCAGACUUUUUAUUUUUUUAUAUUUUUUUAUAGCUACGCCUCUGUUACCAAGUUGGGCUGAAGGUUGGGGAAGGUUUACCUCGGUUGGGCUUAUUGAGUUGGUUGACUAAGGUUGGCGCCUAUGUGUCUGGCUGACUGACUGAAUGGUGGAUGGACUGACAAGCGUGUGUAGGUGGGAGGGAGGACAGUGUGGUGACAUGGAAGGCGAUUGGGCACACACACACUUUACACACCUAAUAUAACACUUCGAUAUUCUUCUUGUGCUGCAUAUCAUAGUUCCUUAACACACACACACACACACACACACACACACACACACACACACACACACACACGUACUGCCCUGUGCAUUGUGAUGUCCAUAAUUCAUAUAGAGAUAAAAUGGUACAUACGAGAAUCACUGACAUAUUGUAGCCAUUCACGAAGUAACUAAAACUUCAGACAGGAGUAAUAUAAUUUUUGUCACGUCGUAAAUCUCUCUCUCUCUCUCUCUCUCUCUCUCUCUCUCUCUCUCUCUCUCUCUCUCUCUCUCUCUCUCUCUCUCGUGGGUGUGAGCUAAACUACUGUGAUGAUGUGUGAAAAGGGAGAAAAAAGGGAAACAGGAGAAUGCGUGAACAAGUCCAUGACCAUGAAUAGCAUUUUGUGUAUUAAUAACGAUGAUACUGUGUGUGUGUGUGUGUGUGUGUGUGUGUGUGUGUGUGUGUGUGUGUGUGUGUGAUGAUAUUUUGUAUAGUAAUUGAAAUGCUGACGAGGUUGUGCAAUGUAGCUGGUACGUGUAUGUGUUCUUUAUUUAUUUAUUUGUACUACUUUAUAAUUAUUACUAUGUUCCCGUCUCUAUAAUUACAAUGUUUUAAUCGUCCGGAGCACCUCGACGGCUCAACACACAUGAACAAUUGUUAUGAGCGGCCAAAUGUAUGCAGGUAAGUGUUGAAUGUAUGUUUUUCAACCACA